AUGCGGAAAACUGAGGGUGCUGCCCAUAUACCGUCUAACCUGUGCCACUUGUUCUUCCACACAAGGUUGACACCUUGCUGCGAAUGCUCAGAGCCCUACCUGUCGGGAGGCCUUUCCCUCACUGCUGGCCUUUAUGCUCAUCCCAGGUACGUUGACGACGUGAUCAGCCGCAUUGACAGGAUGUUCCCUGAAAUGUCCAUCCACUUAUCCAGACCCAAUGGGACGUCCGCCAUGCUUCUCGUGACCUUGGGAAAGGUGUUGAAAGUGAUUGUCGUCAUGCGGAGCCUGUUCAUUGAUCGGACGAUAGUGAAGGGGUAUAAUGAAAACGUCUACACAGAAGACGGCAAGCUUGAUAUAUGGUCCAAAUCCAACUAUCAAGUAUUCCAGAAGGUGACGGACCAUGCCACCACCGCCCUGCUCCACUACCAGCUGCCCCAGAUGCCCGACGUCGUGGUCCGAUCCUUCAUGACCUGGUUAAGAAGUUACAUAAAGCUGUUCCAGGCCCCGUGCCAGCGCUGCGGGAAGUUUCUGCAAGAUGGCCUUCCCCCGACGUGGAGGGAUUUCCGCACCCUCGAAGCGUUCCACGACACCUGCCGGCAGUAACCCUGCCCCAGCCCCGGGCCAGCCCGCAGACCCGCAUCCAGCACCUUCCCAGACAGGCCCUCGGGCAGAGUGAGGGCUCAGACGCGUCUCUGCGGCCGGAUGGCAGUACCGCCGCCCGCUCGCUUCCGCGAAGCAGCACGUCGUGCGCUAAGGCCGAGCUUCUUGAAGAGCAGACUCCGUCUCCGUUGAUGGGACUGUUGUCCACCUGAGCUGGCGCGUGGAGGGCAAAGGGGCCGUCUUAGGACUCACUACAAGGAAGUAGUUAGGCAGCAUGUUCUCCCGUGUAUGUUCGCAGUACUAGUCCAUUGACCCGCCUGGAUCCUUGUUCUAAGUCAUCUUAUAGUUGGAAUGAGCCUUUGUGUCGUGCUGAGUUUUUUGGUUUGUUCCAUAACUUAUUUUUAUAAGCAAUAAACCUUUUGUACC
Molecule: messenger RNA, 1026 nt
Organism: Physeter macrocephalus (sperm whale)
Lineage: Eukaryota; Metazoa; Chordata; Mammalia; Artiodactyla; Physeteridae
Product: mediator of RNA polymerase II transcription subunit 27
Exons: 7
Coding region: 1-603 (200 amino acids)
Biological process (GO): regulation of transcription by RNA polymerase II
Cellular component (GO): mediator complex
Molecular function (GO): transcription coactivator activity
Source: RefSeq, a predicted model, not a curated record